This is a messenger RNA of Nicotiana attenuata, 1664 nucleotides long. RefSeq lists its product as uncharacterized. Gene Ontology annotation, molecular function: DNA-binding transcription factor activity; sequence-specific DNA binding. The coding region runs from base 139 to 1419 and encodes 426 amino acids. NCBI's taxonomy places the organism in Eukaryota, Viridiplantae, Streptophyta, Magnoliopsida, Solanales, Solanaceae. Gene Ontology annotation, biological process: regulation of DNA-templated transcription. Gene Ontology annotation, cellular component: nucleus. The record is from RefSeq and is a predicted model, not a curated record. The transcript is spliced from 6 exons.
AGUUGUGUCACGGUUAUCUGGCAGGACAUGUGUCGCUUCCGCAUCCCUCCUCCUCCUCUGUUUCUUUUUGCUUCCUCCUCAAUACUGGAUAAGUACUCUCACUCGUUACCUUAACACCUGAUAUGUUUGUUUGUAUACAUGAACAACGAAGAGAUACACAAAACGACGCCGUCCGCGGCGGACGGUAGGUUUUCCGAUGAUGAACUGGUGGAAUGUGAGUGGGAAGCGGCGGAGGUGUUGGCUUGUUUGUCGCAUCCGGUGACUGGUGACGUUCAACUCUGCAUGGACACCCGGGAUGCAGCUGGCUUAUAUUCGACACAAAAAGCUUAUCCACCGGUUAGCAGCGGCAAAUCGAGGCAGGAUUUGACUGAUCAGGCGGAGAAGGAAGGACGGAGGCUGCGCCGUGUAUUUGCAAAUAGAGAAUCUGCGAGGCAGACAAUUCGCCGAAGACAGGCCAUGCAAGAGGAAUUGACAAGAAAAGCAGCAGAUCUUGCAUUGGAGAACGAAAAUUUGAAGAAGAAUAAGGAGCUUGCUGCUGCGGAGUAUAGUUCUUUGAGGAACAAAAAUAAUAGCUUAAAAACACAGAUGGCUAAAAUAGUUAAGGCGGAAGUUCAAGAAACAGAUGAUGAGUCUAAGUUGACACCUGUGGAAACUCCUAGUACUUCAACUACAUUCCCAACUUUCCUCCAUAACCAAACUCGGGCAACGCCGUUCUUUUGGUCCUUUCAACCUUUAGAUGGUCUACCAUUACAAAGUGGUUCUCAUAGUAUUUCUGGUAUUACACGACAGCUGCCUACACCUCUUGGAGAAUUUAAACCGUCUGACAAACUAGAAAGUCCCACGAUGAUGAACAAGCCAGAGACUCCUUUAUAUAUACUUCCAUUCCCUAGUCCAAUGCCAUUCCUUGCCCAAAGUAAUCUAUUUUAUCCACCAUCCUCAGAUCAUAAUGACCAACACGAGACUUCUGUAGUUCAUGAAUGUAGUACUUCCACUCCAAGAACCACGGUCAACACGGAGAACCACCUAACAGCAACUCCUCCGAAAGUUGAAACGGAAACUACUGACUCAAUAGAUACUCUUCAUAGAGACAUCCUUCGCGAAGCUGACAGUGGUUAUCUACUAAAUGAGGGUGCACUUCGGUCUAAAGGGCUGGUCCAGGUGACUUCCAAUUCAAGUGCUUUCGUACGACCAGUUAUAGCUAGACAAAGUGAUUGUUGUCAACAAGACAACUCUCCUGAUGUCAAAGUUGCUUCUUCUGCUCGUGGGCAUGUAGCCGGUGCCUCCCCUAAAAUGUAUCAACAACCUUUUUCAUGCUCUGACAGUGCGUCUACAGAUGCCAUUAUAGCAGCAAAGGCCCGUAGGAAGAGGAAGGAGCUUAUGAAAUUAAAAAGCCAGUGUUAUUAUCAUCAGUUCCAUUAAACAGUAAGGUUCUAAGGCAUGAGGUUAGCAGAAAAGAGAGGGAAUAAAUUACUAGAGAUCAAAUUACUAUGUUUUUUACGAUAGGAGAUUUACUUCUUUGUGAGUUCGUGAAGACAAUAAAUAAUUGAGAUUUACUCCUCCACUGGAUUUUGGUUUUGAGUUGUAUCUCUUUUUCCCCAUAUUUUCUUUAGUAUCUGCUUGGUGCUAAACCAUCGAAACUGUCGAGGCUAUGAACCAGUGUGUUA